Messenger RNA from Linum tenue, 2083 nucleotides. Lineage: Eukaryota; Viridiplantae; Streptophyta; Magnoliopsida; Malpighiales; Linaceae. The record is from the annotation of a GenBank genome assembly.
AUGUUCGUCGGGAAGUUUCCAACCGUUGUCAUCUCGCUCCCCUCACCGAAUUUCCUAGAUCUAAGGCCCUUUUUAGAUGGGGAAAGGGCGACGAGCUGCUUCUUCCUUCUGGAGGGCGGCGGGGCGACGAGAAGGAGGGCGGCUUGGCGACGUCGAGGUGGAGGCGGCGGGGGGUCGGAGGGCUGGGACUGUCGACCGAAUGAGGGGAUCGCCGGUCGUGAGGGAGAAGGAGUAGCGGCUGAGGUCGAAGAGGAUGGAGGCUGCUGGCUGAGGUCGAAGAGGAUGGAGGCUGCGGCUGAGGACGAAGAGGGCCUAGGAUAUCUUAACAGCCCAUAUCCAAUUCUCCAAAUCACAUCUCCUGACAAAAUGGUACUCAUCUAUCUUCUCCUCCUCCCAAUCUCCAUCACCAUCCUCGUCGUCAUCACAGUUUCACGAUUUCUCACCACCUCUGCAGCUUCCAAACACCGCUCACCGACGCUGCCUCCAGGCCCUAAGCCAUGGCCCAUUAUCGGAAACCUCCCUCACCUCGGCAAGCAAGCUCACAUCUCCCUCCAACACUUCUCCCAGCUCUACGGCCCUCUCAUCUCCCUCCGCCUCGGCUCCCAGCUCCUCGUCGUCGCCUCUUCCCCCGCGGCAGCCGCCGAAAUCUUGAGAACCCACGACCGCCUCCUCUCCGCCAGAUACGUCCCCACGGUCGUGCCUUACGACACGGUGGAGCUCGACCGCAAGGCGAUCGUUUGGGCUUCCAGCUGCAGCAACGACCAGUGGAAGGCCUUCCGAGCAAUGUUCAGGAACCAGAUCUUCUCGGCGAAGGCGAUCGAAUCUCAGGCCGCCGUCAGGGAGAGGAAGGUCGCCCAGAUGGUGGAAUUUCUCGAGGGGAAACUAGGGGAGUCGGUUAGUAUCGGCGAAGUCGUUUUCACUGCUAUCUUCGACUCGCUGUCGAAUCUCAUGUUGUCGCGAGAUUGCAUAGGGUUCGAAAGCAGCGAGACGGCGAAUCGAUUGAAGUCGCUGAUUUGGAGGUUCAUGGAAUUGGGGACGUCCCCUAAUCUCGCCGAUUUUUUUCCGGUUCUGAAGAAAUUGGAUCCCCAGGGGCUGAGACGCGAGGUUUUUCGCUGUUGCAACGAGUUGUACUCUGUUUGGCAGCCUUACGUUAAACAGAGGAGAGAGCGGCGGCGGAGAGACCCAUAUGGUGCUGAAGAUUUCUUGGAUAUCUUCCUGGAAAAUGGACUCGAUGAUGACCAGAUUGACUGGUUGAGUCUCGAAUUGUUCAGUGCUGGUACGGAUACUAACACGGCCACAAUAGAAUGGGCGAUGACAGAGCUGAUUCGAAACAAGGGGGCGAUGGAAAAGCUGCGGGAGGAGCUGAAGGCGGAAUUGUCCCCACCGCUAGUAGGAAAAUCGCAGAUCGAGGAAUCUGCGGCGUGUCGGCUUCCGUACUUAAACGCAAUCGUGAAGGAGACGCUAAGGCUACACCCGCCGGGACCGUUGCUGCUGCCGCACCGAGCACCGGAGAGUUGCGAGGUGAUGGGCUACACGGUCCCUGAAGGGGCUCAGAUUGUGGUCAACGUGUGGGCGAUUUCGAGGGAUCCGAUGGUGUGGGAGGAUGACCCGACGUCGUUCAAGCCGGAGAGGUUCAUUGGGUCGGAGGUGGAUUUUAGAGGGCAGGAUUUCGAGCUGCUGCCGUUCGGCGCUGGGAGGAGGAUGUGCCCCGGAGUGCCAUUGGCCACCAGGCAGAUUCCGUUGGUUCUUGCUGCUUUGGUUCGAAACUUCGAUUGGUGCCUCCCCGACGGAGAAGAUCCGGCAGAGAUGGAUAUGAGUGAGAAGUUUGGGAUUACCUUGCAGAAGGAACAACCUCUGCUUCUUGUUCUCAACCGAAGUUCAUUUUGAAAUCUACGGUGUUCAUUUGGGAGCUAAGAGUCAUUCACGUAGUUAAAAAAAAAGUCCGUAUAUGAAUUAAUGACGAGACAAGCUCGUGUGAUUAUGUUUGUAUGUUAUCAACCAUUUGAGUGGUGGAAAUGACCUUAGCAUGAAGUUUAUUACGUACGAGAUAAUAACCGAAUUUAAUAUAUUUGAUGAGUUCAUG